This is a messenger RNA of Notechis scutatus (mainland tiger snake), 1863 nucleotides long. It is a transcript of the gene SHE, whose product is annotated as Src homology 2 domain containing E. Gene Ontology annotation, molecular function: phosphotyrosine residue binding. NCBI's taxonomy places the organism in Eukaryota, Metazoa, Chordata, Lepidosauria, Squamata, Elapidae. The record is from RefSeq and is a predicted model, not a curated record.
CUUAGGGGGCAGAGGUAGAGAGCCCUGUUAUUUGGGUGGGGGGUCUUCCUGGGGCAUGCCUUGGGGAGCGCCCUGUUUCUGGCCUUGGCUUUCUCGGUUUGCAAGCGGGGUGCAGCUUCCCAGCUGGGGUGCUGGAGGGAGGAGGCCUGAGGUUUGCCGGGCACCCCAAGAAACAUUUUUUGGGGGGGGGUGGAGGGGGGCUUGUGCCUUCCUGCUGGGGGUGGUCGGUCCUUCUUGACUCCUUCCGGGCACCAUGGCUGCCAAGUGGUUCAAGGAAUUCCCCGCCAACCUCAAAACCGUCUCCGACCGUCCCAAACCCAGUGGCGGGCAUCAGGCGAGUAAGCCGAGCGGCGGUGCCCGGAAAAACUUAGGAUUGCCCGAAGCCGCUUUGGCCUCCUCGUUGCCCGGGAAGAACCGGAAGAACUCGGCCACCGAGCUGGGCGGCACCAAGACCCCGUUGGCACCAGGGAAAGAUGGCACCGGGAGCCGGUUAUCCCGGGACAACCUCCAGGGGCUUCUGCAAGCCGCUGCAGGGAAGAUGCGAAAGAAUUCGCGGGUGGAGGGGGCCCCUCCGGAGGAGCCGGGCUGGGGGCCCCCCAAAGGGAACCCCAGUUGUGGGGGGUACAUCAACCGGCUCAUCAAAGUCAACGCCCAGGAGAAAAACGCCAAGAACUUUUCGGGACCGGCUCCCAAUCCCAGCCCAGUCCCGCCAGCCGAACCAGAGAAGCCCAAGCAAGACCCGGUAAAGGUUAUCAUUUUGGAAGAUUACGCCGACCCAUACGACGCCAAGCAGACCAAGGGCCAAAGGGAUGCUGAAAGAUUGGAAGAGAAUGACGGGUACAUGGAGCCCUAUGAUGCGCAGCAGAUGAUAACCGAAAUCCGCCGCCGGGGGUCCAAAGACCCCUUUGUGGGGAAAGCCGUCCUGCUCCUGGGUGAACCAGGGGCCAAGGGAGACACGGGGGUCAAAGUGCCAGCAUCCAAACCCCUGCAGCUUUACGAUACCCCUUACGAACCGGCCGAGACGGGCUCCCAGUUCGAGACACGCCUCCCUUCGAGCGACGAACGACCGCCGGCCGAGUACGAACAGCCCUGGGAAUGGAAGAAGGAGCAGAUCAUGAAAGUCCUCUCCGUGCAGGGUUCGGAGAAACUCGUGACGGCCGCUGAGACGUCACCCCAGCCCCACCCUUGCCCAAAAAACUGGCCAUCCAAGAUGGUGAAGUCUCCCACGGGGAUCGAACCGGGGAUGGAUGGAGGAGAGCGGGUGGAUUCUGCCCUCGUCUUGGAGAAACAGCCGUGGUUCCAUGGCUCCAUCACUCGAGCCCAGGCCGAGAGCCGGUUGCAGCCAUGUCCAGAAGCCGGCUACCUGGUGCGCACCAGCGAGAUGGGCCCCACCAAGUAUUCCAUCGCCCUUAAGACAAGCCAGGGUUGCGUCCACAUCAUUGUGGCCCAGACGAAGGACCAUAAAUACACUUUGGACCAAGCCGGCGGCCUCUUCGACACCGUCCCCCAAGUGGUUGGCUAUUACUCCACCGAAAAACUCCCCUUCAAAGGAGCCGAACACAUGACUCUCCGUUACCCGGUCUCGGUUCCCAGCAAAGCCCCCUAAAUCCUCCCCUUUUAGGCCAGUUUGGAACUGGGGAAACGCGGUGGACGCCGGACCGUCGGUCCCGUUGGACGGAGACCUCGCCCAGCCUUCGCUUCGGCCGGAGACGGGGCUCCGACAUUUCCUUCCUUCCUCCAGCGAAUUUUAUUCCCGCGUUUCCCGAUGCGAUAAGAUAGGAAUUUUGGGGUUCCCUCACCUGCCCACUUUAGUUCUACGCAAACUCAGAACUAAGGAGACAUUUCCUGACCGUUGGAACAAUU